CAUCAGUGAAUGCUGGAGCUAAGGCACAGGCCAGUGCGGGGGAUCCUGCGGCAGCAAAGCCAGAAGCGACGGUGCAGCGAAAGUCGGGGAAAAUGCUGUACCGCAGAAGAUCAAGCGUGUUGGAUGGAUUGCUGUCUUAUCGAAAUGAGGAAAUUUGAAAGCAUAACGGGGUGGAAGUUUGUCAUGCUGGGGAACAAGCGCAACAAGAUUUUGAUUUGUCAUGCUUGUGAAGUAUAGUAGCAGGAACAGGGAAACGUUCCGGCGGAUCUACUAGCUCUGCAUGACAAACUCGUUUCUACGCGAGGUGAUUCGAAAUUUCUGAUGCAUACCUUCGGCGACAAAGGCAAGAAGCAGCUCUCCUCCUCCACGGUGCAACACGUCGGGCAUUGGCGGGGCGGCGGGCCGCGUCGGCGCGCGACGCAGGAAGACCUCACCACGACGCAAAAAGAAGAUAGCGACUGGGACAAGAAGGGUGCGAACUUGACUUUUGGUCCGGACG
Molecule: messenger RNA, 499 nt
Organism: Amoebophrya sp. A120
Lineage: Eukaryota; Dinophyceae; Syndiniales; Amoebophryaceae
Source: the annotation of a GenBank genome assembly